Lytechinus pictus (painted urchin) is the source of this 3638-nucleotide messenger RNA. RefSeq lists its product as uncharacterized. Gene Ontology annotation, biological process: mitochondrion localization; mitochondrial fusion. The transcript has 12 exons. Gene Ontology annotation, cellular component: mitochondrial outer membrane. Gene Ontology annotation, molecular function: GTPase activity; GTP binding. The record is from RefSeq and is a predicted model, not a curated record. NCBI's taxonomy places the organism in Eukaryota, Metazoa, Echinodermata, Echinoidea, Temnopleuroida, Toxopneustidae. Bases 277 to 1521 code for a protein of 414 amino acids.
AUUAUUGAGGGUGUUGGGUUGAUAACAGGUCUAAAGAAUACCACUGCUACAAACAGACUAUGCAAGGGUAAAGCCAUAGUCACACUGGUGAUACUGACUCCAGACCAACCAAAGGUAUUACCUUUAUCUCCAAUGACAUACUAUCUGUCGGUUAUGUUGGUGAGACUGGGUGUAUUGAUCAGCUUGGACCAGUGACAAACCAUGGAGUCAUUACCAUGUAUGUAACAUUAAUGCAGCAUACAUGAAUCAGGAAAGUGGGAGGUUAGACUUCUCUGCAUGAAUGGACUAAAUACAAUCAGCAAGAAGCUUGGUCUGAGACUGCUAGCACCACGGAAGAAGAUCAAUGUCCUUCUAAUUGGUAAUCACUCAGCAGGAAAGAGUUCCUUUAUCAAUUGGUAUGUUGAAGAACAUGUCCAAAGGACAGGAGUUGCCAUCGAGACCCAAGGUUUCUCCUUCAUCACUAGUGGACGUAAACGGGAGUCACUCACUGGAAAUGCCACUCUCCAUCUUUACCCACACUUCAAGGAGCUGGCCAAAUUGGAAGGAGUGGUGGAAUACUUGAACACUGAAGUGAUCACAUCUAAGCAGAAGAAGUUUAGUCUGGUUACCUUUGUAGACACACCAGGGUUAGUGGAUGGUGAUAUGAAGUAUCCCUUUGAUGUGGAGCAGGCUAUCUUAUGGCUAGGUGACCUCGCUGAUCUGAUCUUUGUGUUCUUUGACCCCAUUGGUCAAGCUCUGUGUAAACGGACAAUGAACCUGGUUGAGAAGCUGAAUGAGAAACAUGCUGACCGGGUCAAGUUCUAUCUUACGAAGGCUGAUGAGGCUGGACAUGAGAGUGACAGACAGCGUGUACUCAUGCAGAUUGUCCAGGAGCUAUGUAAGAGACCUGGUUUAAACCGAGCCGGCUUCAACAUGCCAACGAUAUACAUCCCAACAUUAUCAUCAGGAAAGAGUCGAUGUGUGAACCAGAUAGAGGAGGUGUGUAAGGAUAUAGAAAAAACAAUCAAACAAACCAUUCAGAACUCACUCAAUACUCUAGAGACUGAUUGUGAACACAUCUCAAAAAUCAUUGAUGAUAAGCUAGAUGAAGACAGGCAAGCAAAUUCCUACAACUUCCGAGCUAAGGGUAAAUCAUUGAUCUUCUACGCCCUUGGAUUGUUGCUUCCAUUUCUUCUCUUCAUUAACUUCUUGGCCAGUACCGUGUCUGAUGAGUUUACAUCAGGAUUACUAGGAGAAGAUGGAGCUACCAUGCUGAAAUCAUACCUGAGUCCUAUAGGAGGUAUUUGGCAUACUAUUCCUAUUGAGUAUCAUCUACAUGCUAUGAUUGGUAUAGCUCUUAUAUGCUUCCUCCUUCUUCUCUUUGCUAAGCUGUCAACAAGAUUAAAGCCUACAUUGACUCGUAAAGAGAAGAGGUACUUCAGUGAACAGAGAGAGUAUGUACAGAAACAAGUAAAGGGAGCAAAGGAGAAGUUGUACUCAGAAUACCUGAACCAAUGUGUAGCUAUCUCUGACCUAAGCUAAAGGACCAUCUCUAUACACCAACAGAGUACUAAUAAUGUCUACCUUGUAAUAUAAACAAACCAUGGUAUUACAAAUCACAAUCACGGCAUCUAAAUAAGAAUGUAAUAAUAAACUGCAGUUGUAUUGAUUGGAUAUAUAGAUGAAGGGCCAUGAAGUAACACUUUGAAAGAUAGUGAUAGAUGAUAAUUAAGGUUUUCAUAGCGCACUUUUUAUCUUAAUUAGAUGCUUAAGGCACUCAAAGCAAAUUUACAACAACAAAAUUGUUAGCUUACUGAUUAAUGAAGAUGUGAAUUUGGAAUUAAUUUUAAGUUCAUAUUUUACAAUUUCAUUAUUUGAAAUUAUGAAUUGAUUAAAAUAGAAGCACUUAUGAUAGCUUAAUGUAUGAAAUUAUGCUGCAUAUGAUUAUUUAGCCUCCCUUUAUAAGUUAAUUCUGUAUGAUAUCCCUAGCUAUGUGGUCUAACCAGGGUCGAGAGUUUAAACACAGAUCAAAAAUCUAAAAAGAAUCAGAGAACUUCAAAUCUUCUUGAUAACCAUUUGAAACAAACAGAUGUAAGUGAAUUAUUGGAUAGACCUUGUCAAGUUCUCAGGUAGUAAAUUGCUUCUACUAUUUGCAAAGAAGUACCAUAUGUUUAACAAGUUAGAUUCAUUAACAAAUGAUUUGUUUUGAAAUAGAUUUUUAUUUUGUUCAAUAAAUACUUGGUCAAGCCAAUUUGAAAAAUUGAUCUGAAUAUUUGGUUGAUUUGAAUUUGUUAAGUAAACUUGCAUAAAAUAUAAAAUAUAAUGAAUUGUACGAUUACAAUGGUAUAAAGGACUGAUGUUGUCAAUUCUUCUUUUAAUAGCAAUUCCAGAGACCUCUUAUCAUGCCAUCAAAUUUGAGACCAAAUGUUUAAAUAAAUGAUCUGUAACUUUGGAUAUUUGUAUAAAAAAUAGAAUAUUGUAUUUAUCAGUUGUGGUUUAUUCGAUAUUCCAUGAAUUAAAAAAGACUAUCACAAUAUUACAAGUUAUAAAAUUAUAUUGCUAUCAACUUUGAAAGAGGUAAUGUUCAACUUUAUCAGAUUAUGAUUUAAGCAUUAACAGUUUUGCAAUGGAAUUUUUAAAAAGCAAGAUGAUAAUCAUUUGAAUUAAAUUGAAUGUUUGUCAUAUCACAUUUCUUAAGAUAAUUAAAUAAUUUGAGAAUUUUCUUUAGUAUUAGAAACUGAAGGGAGGAGGGUUUGUGAGUAAUAUAAUAUUAUUUUUCAAUAUUUUGUGCAGUAUAAUACAGUUAUGUAUUCUUGACAGCGCAAAAAUAAUUUUUAAAGUCUGUAUAUGAUAAGAAACAUUAUAGAUGUAAAAUAUUUUUUUCUUAAAGUGACAUGCCUGGGAUAAAAUGUUUGUCGUAGCAAGUUCAGUUUGAAAAUCACCAUGAUUGUUUAAUUUUCCAUAAAAACGCCAAGUGCCUCUUAUUAUCUGAAGUAUUUUGUACAGAGAAAACUAUUGAUAAAGUAUAUUCCUUCUCAUUAUUGUAAUCUCCAGCUAUCAUUUUUUUAAGAUAUCAAUUUACCAUACUUUUGUGUGGGUCAAUCAGCAUUUGAAAAUGACAAUCCAAUCUUUCAAAGUUAAUUGCUUUUUAUUUAAAAAAUCAGGAAUUAUGACCUAUUUCAGUUGGAAUUUGGAGAAUGAUGUUCUAUACAGGUUACAGAAAAAAAAACUGUCUAUAAGAUUACUUUCUCAAUGUAUUGGCUAUGGGAACUGGGUCAUCCCUGUCCAUGUAAUUUGAGUAUUCAGUAGUGACUGAGUGACUAUUAAUCUCCAAACGUUUUAUUUCCAACUACAAUGUACCUUAAAAUCUCUAGCUGUGUAGGUUUUCCAGUUGAUGUGUGUGAUUUGCUUAUUUGUAGAUGAACUUUUUUUUCUUGCCCAUGUCAAAUUGCACUUUACAAAACUAUCAGCAGUAUAAGAAUGAGUUAUUUUGCCUAUUGUAAUGUUCCAACUGCAAUCUGAUAAUAUUAUUUGAUAAUCAUUUUUUUUAAGUUUGACUGCCUCAAGAACUGUAUCCCUGUUGCCUCAAAUCUGAAAUCAUCUGUAGGUCAUUACUUCAAUGCACAAGAAUGAAAUUAAAGUCCGUGAUAGAGAAAAAA